Molecule: messenger RNA, 2599 nt
Organism: Musa acuminata subsp. malaccensis (wild Malaysian banana)
Lineage: Eukaryota; Viridiplantae; Streptophyta; Magnoliopsida; Zingiberales; Musaceae
Product: putative wall-associated receptor kinase-like 16
Biological process (GO): cell surface receptor signaling pathway; protein phosphorylation
Cellular component (GO): plasma membrane
Molecular function (GO): protein serine/threonine kinase activity; calcium ion binding; polysaccharide binding
Source: RefSeq, a predicted model, not a curated record
UGAGAUGGAUUGGCAAUGAACUUGAUGCAUUGCUAAAACCAAAAUAAUGAGAAGCAUGAAUUGAGCCCCUUGCUAAAAUCCAGGAUAUCAUUGAGCCCUCCAUUUCUCAUUGCAGAAAUAACAUUGUAUGAUCUAAUCUUCUCAUUAUUUAGGUUUUAGCAGUGGACCAAGUUCGUGCUUGUCCAAAUCAUGAUGGAUUGGCAAUUGACCAGCCAUGGGCUAAACAACUGCAGCUCCCCGUGACCACCGCCUCUUUUGUUUGUAUCAAGUUAACAUCAUAUGCCUACGGUAGCAGCGACCUUGUUGUUAGCAUCAGCUGUUGCAGCAGCAGCAGCAAUAUCGAAGCCAGGAUGCCCGAGCAAGUGCGGCGAAGUCGACAUCCCCUACCCGUUCGGCAUCGGGAGGGGCUGCUCCAUGGAAGGCUUCGACAUCACUUGCAAUGACACCACCGAUCCUCCAAAACCUUUCAUAGCUGUAGGAAACAUCGAAAUCCUCAACGUCUCCUUGGUUGAUCACGAGUUAAGCGUGCACAUCUACAUGGUUGGUCAGUGCUACGAGCAAUCUGGUAAUUACUCAACGACAAGCCUGGCCCUGCCAUUCUUGUUCUCAGCCGCCAGCAACAAGUUCACCGUCGUCGGUUGCUCCACUCUCGCCUACGUCGUAGGCCAAAACGUGAAAGGCAACACUUACGCGAGCGGCUGCGUGUCCUACUGCGACGACGCCGGUGGCGUUUCGGAGGGGCCGGGUUGCGAUGGCAUGGGUUGCUGCCAAACUUCCAUACCCAAGUCGCUCAGCAAUUUUACCGCCUACUUCAGUGAUUCCUUAAACAACAGUGAGGUGGCGAGCUUCAGUCCCUGUAGCUAUGCCUUCGUAGCCGAUCAAGAUUGGUUCCGCUUCAAUAAAUCCACCCUCUUCCCUGAUUUCGGCGACGAGACCAAUUACCAGGUUCCUGUGCUGCUGGACUGGGCGAUGCGCAACCACUCGUCGUGCCGGGAUGCUGAAGCUGACUACCCUAACUACGCCUGCCGCAGCGCUCACAGCGACUGCUUCAAUUCCACCAAUGGCCCCGGGUACUUAUGCAAGUGUUCCCAAGGAUACACAGGCAAUCCCUAUCUCGAGGGUGGAUGCCAAGAUAUCGACGAGUGCGAACUUUCUCAGCUGUAUCCAUGCUUCGGAGUUUGCAGCAAUAUACAGGGAGGCUACCUCUGCACAUGCCCUCCUGGCACGCAUGGUAAUGCCACCAAAGACACUUGUAUCGGCAACUCAUCCAAAUUUCCAUUGCCGGCGCGGCUGGUUAUAGGUUUCAGCGUGAUCAUUGUGGUAUUAGUUGCCCUGGUUUCUAGUGCAAUCAUAUGUACCCAAAAGUUGAAACUCAAACGAGAAAGAGACACUUUCUUCAAGAAAAAUGGGGGAUUCAAGUUGUACGAAGAAAUCCUAUCCAAAAAGGUGGACACCGUUCAAGUAUUCACCGAGGAGGAGCUACAACGAGCCACAGACAACUUCGACGACAAAGGAGUCAUCGGCUGCGGCGGGUACGGCAUGGUGUACCGGGGAAUCUUGGACAACCAACGAACGGUGGCGAUAAAGAAGUCGAAGAAGGUCGACGAGCGACAGAAGGACGAGUUCGUCAACGAGAUCAUCGUUCUUUCUCAGAUCAACCACCGGCAUAUAGUAAGGCUACUGGGCUGUUGCUUGGAGCUGGAUGUUCCCAUGCUGGUCUACGAGUACAUCUCCAACGGCAGCCUGUUCGACGUGCUCCACCCUGAGCACUACGCCUCGCCCCUCCCCUUGCAAGCUCGCCUAACGAUCGCUGAGCAGGCCGCGGAAGCGCUCGCCUACUUGCACUCGGCGACCAACCGGUCCAUCAUUCACGGGGACGUCAAGUCCCACAACAUACUGCUGGACGACGACCUCUCCGCCAAAGUGUCCGACUUCGGAGCGUCUCAGCUCGUCCCCAUGGACGAAGACGAGUUCAUCUUGUUCGUGCAGGGAACGUUAGGUUACUUGGACCCCGAGUGCAUGCAGACCCGCCGGCUGACGGAUAGAAGCGACGUGUACAGCUUCGGGGUCGUCCUCCUGGAGCUGAUCACAGGCAAGAAGGCGAUCUACGCCGACGAUGCUUGGGAAAAGAGGAGCCUGGCGACAAGUUUCCUCGUGAUGAUGAAGGAGCAGAGGCUGAGAGACAUACUGGAUAACAAAAUGAUCGGGGAAGGGGGAGAGCGGUUGCUGGGGGAGGUUGCGGCCAUUGCCAAGGAGUGCCUGAGCGUGAAGGGAGAAGAGCGGCCCUCCAUGAAGGAAGUAGCAGAGCGACUGCAUUCUUUGAGAAGGUUAAGGCUGCAACCGAGGGAGGAAUAUGAUCAGCGAGCGAUCGAAAUGGUAAAAGCUGAAGAGACAAGAAGAUGCACGGAGACGGAUACCAGCGGUUAUCAUAUCCUGGAUAGCAGCACGCUGCUGAACAACGUCGACGCCGGGAGAUGACGAAGUUGCUUCCUCCAUCUCCUCCUCCGAGCCAUAGAUAUAGUUCCAUUACAAGACGUCGUGUGGUACCAAUAGAUCUUUACAGAGUGAACUCGAUGAUUUUUAUGUGAUAAUUAUAAUC